AUGUUACAUGAUGAUUUAGAUGUUUGGAUUAAAGGACAGCUUGCAUCAUUUGCAUAUAGUGAACUACCAAAACAAAAAAAAAAAAUUCAAGAUCCAAAUAAUAUUAUAACUCGUGAUCGGUUUAAUUAUCAAUAUCGUUAUGAUGCUCAACAUAUUGUGUGUUUAUCAACUUAUCUAAAGUUAAUUGGAAUUUCUUCAUCUAGACUUGAUAGAAUUAAAACACAUAUCAAAGAUUACGGAAUGGCAAAACCUAUUCAUGGCAAUAUGGGACGUCCUUCAAUUCGAUCAGAUCAUGCUAUUAUUAAUGAACAAGUAAAACAAGAGCUUAAUAAUUAUAUUCGAAACUAUGCUACUUUUUAUGGGCUUCCUUUACCAAUUCGCCAUCUACGAAAUGAUGCAAUGUCAAUUAUUUUACUUCCAAUAAAUACAACAUAUAAUAGUAUUUAUGAAGAAUAUAUUUCUACGAUCAAAUCUAUUAAGGGUGAAAAUUAUAAAAUUAUGGCUUAUACUACAUUUCUUAAAAUAUGGAAAGAAGUUGCAUCUGAUAUUCGAUUUAUGACAAAAGCAUCUGAUUUGUGUGAUACAUAUCAUGUCGAAGCUGCUGUUAACGAAUCAAAAAAAGAUGGAAGCAAUAUAGCAGUUAGAUAUGAUAAAUCAGGAUGGAAUUAUUAUGAUUUUGAAAAAUUUUUAGAACCUUACUUUAUUAAAUGUAAUGGUAUACGUCAAUUUCGGCAUUUUUAUUUUUAUCAUGAUCAACCUGAUAAGAUUUAUAUGACUUUAGAAUCCAAUGGUCCAAAAAUAGAGGCAGUGAUUCGCAAUAGUGUUUAUUUCGACCCAUAUCAAUCUUUAAGCAUUAUUCCUAUAAAACCUUUAUCUUUGAAACGUCAGAUACAAUUGUUUAAAGAUAUUAGGCCAUAUGUACAUGACCCUUAUAAGGAUGAACUAUGUUUUGCACCAAAUAAGUGUGAAGAAAAUUUAUUACAUAAAAGUCUAAACGAAAGUAUGGACGAAAGUUUAAUGAAUGGGCAGGUGGGUGGGCGAAGUAGUUAUAUGAGCUAA
Cetraspora pellucida is the source of this 1059-nucleotide messenger RNA. Lineage: Eukaryota; Fungi; Glomeromycota; Glomeromycetes; Diversisporales; Gigasporaceae. The record is from the annotation of a GenBank genome assembly.